Molecule: messenger RNA, 1663 nt
Organism: Penaeus indicus
Lineage: Eukaryota; Metazoa; Arthropoda; Malacostraca; Decapoda; Penaeidae
Product: chondroitin proteoglycan 1-like
Exons: 2
Coding region: 348-1460 (370 amino acids)
Cellular component (GO): extracellular region
Molecular function (GO): chitin binding
Source: RefSeq, a predicted model, not a curated record
UCUCUGCAAUCCGAACCACUUGAGUCUUGCAACGAGAGCAACUGCGUGACCAUGUUUCCCCGCUGCCGAUAAUCAGUGGCUUCCUCGUGGACGUCAUUCGGGCCUGAUCUUAUCUCUCCUUAUCUCGAUGAUGUCGAUUGAGCUACAUGUCCGUCCGUCUGCGGGGUUUUCCUUCAAUUUCCGGCGAUAUCUUUUAACUUUUUUAUAUAAAACAAAAAGGAAGUUUUGACGUCAUUCUUCUGCUUUAUAAGAUGGGUUGAGAGGUUGUCCCGAGUCACAAUUCGUCGAGCUUGCGAAGUGGAAGCUGCUGUGAAAUCAUCGACUGUAAUUUUUGUAACACUGCAACUAUGCAUUUCAACAGGCUGGUCGCGUCCCUCGUGCUCCUGACGUUCGCAGGUGUGAGUCAGGGGAGCCCAGUCGUCACAGCCCCUCCUGAAGUGGCCGCCCUGUGCCCCUACACGCCGGGGGAGUACCCUCUGCUGCUGCCCAACCCUGUCGACUGCGGCUCCUUCUACAUGUGCAGCUGGUACGGGACAGCUUUUUUGCAGUACUGUCCAGCUGGCCUCCACUUCAAUGUCAAACUGCAGGUGUGUGACUACCCGGAUCACGCCGACUGUGUCGAGAGAACUACAGCUGCACCAGUCAACGUAACCACAGCUGUCCCAGUCAAUGUAACUACAGCUGUUCCAGUCAAUGUAACCACAGCUGUUCCAGUUAAUAUGACUACAGCUGUUCCAGUUAAUGCAACUACAGCUGUUCCAGUUAAUGUCACUACAGCUGCUCCAGUCAAUGUAACUACAGCUGCACCAGUUAAUAUGACUACAGCUGCACCAGUUAACGUCACUACAGCUGUUCCAGUCAAUGUAACCACAGCUGUCCCAGUCAAUGUAACUACAGCUGCACCAGUUAAUAUGACUACAGCUGCACCAGUUAACGUCACUACAGCUGUUCCAGUCAACGUAACCACAGCUGUCCCAGUCAAUGUAACUACAGCUGCACCAGUUAAUAUGACUACAGCUGCACCAGUUAACGUCACUACAGCUGUUCCAGUCAAUGUAACCACAGCUGUCCCAGUUAAUAUGACUACAGCUGUUCCAGUUAAUGUCACUACAGCUGCUCCAGUCAAUGUAACUACAGCUGUUCCAGUUAAUAUGACUACAGCUGCUCCAGUCAAUGUAACCACAGCUGCACCAAUCAAUGUAACUACAGCUGUCCCAGUCAACGUAACCACAGCUGUCCCAGUUAAUGUAACUACAGCUGCACCAGUUGAUAUAACCACAGCUGUCCCAGUUAACGUCACUACAGCUGCACCAGUUAAUGUAACUACGACUGUCCCAGUUAAUGCCACUACAGCUGCUCCAGUCAAUGUAACCACAGCUGUUCUGGUUAAUGUAACCACAGCUCCACCAGUUAAUGAAACUACAGCUGUUCCAGUCUCCAAAGUAACUGCAGCUGCUUAAGUUUCAGUGUAACCACAGUGCGACCACACCUGCUCCAAACAGCUGUUUUUUUUUCGCCAUAGCUAUUCGAAUUUCUGGUCAAAUUAUAGCUUAUGGAGUCACUCUCAAUCGCAGAUUAAUAAUUAAAACUCUUAUUAUUAAUAGUUUUUUGUAUACUAAUUUAUUUGUUGAGAUAUUUUAAGAAUAAAAUGUUUUAUUAAUAA